Pollicipes pollicipes is the source of this 947-nucleotide messenger RNA. RefSeq lists its product as uncharacterized. The record is from RefSeq and is a predicted model, not a curated record. The transcript is spliced from 4 exons. Lineage: Eukaryota; Metazoa; Arthropoda; Thecostraca; Pollicipedomorpha; Pollicipedidae. The coding region runs from base 552 to 947 and encodes 131 amino acids.
AGGACACGGCCGCACGACGGCAGGAGGACCGACGAGAGGACGAUCUGGGGGCACAGCAGGUGUCAACAGGAGAACACGUGGGAGGAGGCUGGCCAGAGCACACCAAGAGGACACGGAGGAGAAGGCUGGCCAGAGAACACCAAGAGGACACGGAGGAAAAGGCUGGCCAGAGAACACCAAGAGGACGCAGGCGGGACCGCUGACCUGAAGACGACAGUCGUGCGCGCGAGAGGUCGGUUUGGUGGGCAGACUGUGGUUGCGAGAUUUGCGAGCAGGCCCCUGCGCCUGGCCCUCUGGCGGAAACUCGGUGCCAUUUGUUUUCCGUCUCCCGAGAGAGACAGGGGGAGACGUGGAAGUCUGGGCGACCGGUCCAAAGAAGCGCCCUCCCCCCACACCGUUAGACUUUGCAGCUCCAAAGUGUACCGCUGGGUGCCACCCGGGCCGGCAUACGAAGAGGAAAGGCUGAUGGUGAGAUAGAGGCGCCAGAGCCGACGCACCUAUCCCAGGUGAACUGCCGUCCGAAAGCAUAUACGCCGAUCAGCUGCAGGGACAUGGAGCCGGCGGUUCCCUUCAGCACGAUGCCGGACUUGACCCUGCCGUGGCGAGGCGGCAUCAUCGCCGACGACAUGGUCAGCACGUUGGCCGCCCCCGUCAACAACUGCUCCAACAUCAACACUGACACCGCAGAAUGCAAUCUCACCUGCUGCAACUUUGGCAACGGCUGCAUCGUCGACUUCAGCAAGCGGGACCUUCACCCGUGGCGCGUGAUGCCGCCGUGGCAGCUGGCUCUCUUCGGUGUCGGAGUCGCCUGCGAGACUAUCCCGGGCAUCGUGGGCAACGUCUUCGUCAUCGCCAUCAUACUCAGCAACAGGCCGCUGGAGCCCCCAGAGCCCCCAGAGCCGCUCAGGCCGCUGGAGGCAUCGUGGCGCCCGGUGCCCCCGGGAUAG